GAAAAAAAGGAUAAUGAUCCUCCAACUGCAAAUUCCAUCCCCGCCUAAAUUGCAGCUCGCUCAAACCGCCGUCGCCGUCGCCGGCUGCCUCUGCAACGGCUCUACCUCUACCGAUUCUGGUCUCAAUUUCCGUCGGAAGAUACUCUACCUCCAAUCCUUAAACGUAAACCACAAAAAGGCGCUAGACCUAAACCCUACACUCCGCUCCACCCCUCUCUCCGCUCUCCAUUCCAUCACCCAAUGCCUCUCCUCCAUGGGACUCGACAUCGCCGCAGUAGGCCGCAUCCUAGACAUGCACCCGAAGCUCCUCACCACCGAUCCCUACGCCGACAUUUACCCAAUCUUCGAUUUUUUGCUUCACACCGUCGAAAUCCCCUUCCCCGAGAUUAGGAAGUCGAUCACCCGGUGCCCUAGGAUCCUCGUCUCCGAUCUGGAAGCUCAAUUGAAGCCGGCAUUUGAGUUUCUAUCCGAAUUAGGCUUCGUAGGGGCGAACAAAUUGACGUCGCAGACGACAGUGCUUCUGGUAUCGAGCGUGGAGCGCACACUGGUGCCGAAGAUUGAAUUUCUGACUAGAUUGGGGAUUGAGUAUGUCGAGGUGAGGAAUAUGGUGCUCCGAUCCCCGGGGCUGUUGACGUUCAGCGUGGAGAAGAAUUACGCGCCAAAAUUGGAGUACUUUCUGAAGGAGAUGAAUGGAGAUUUGGGUGAAAUUAAGAGGUUUCCGCAGUAUUUCUCGUUCAGUUUGGAGAUGAAGAUUAUACCGCGGCAUCGGCUUUUGAUAGAACACGGUGUUUCAAUGUCGUUGCCGGAGAUGUUGAAAGUUAGCGACGGUGAAUUCAAUGUUCAAUUGAUUGAGAAACGCCUCCAAAUGGCGGGGGAUCAGCCAUUGUAGCUUUUAUAAGUAUAAUUGUCUAAUUUAGUAAUUUAUGUAUAUUGUUGCUGUCUUUGGAUGAUGAUGAUGAUGAUGAUGAUGAUGAGAUUGUGUAUAUGGUUAUAUUUUAAUGCAAGAUUCAAAAUUUUGUUGUGUUAUUGAUGUCUGUUUCCAGUUCUUGUUUCUUUCUUUGCAAAGGAG
Messenger RNA from Salvia splendens (bonfire salvia), 1069 nucleotides. Its product is annotated as transcription termination factor MTEF1, chloroplastic. Bases 14 to 889 code for a protein of 291 amino acids. The transcript has a single exon. Gene Ontology annotation, biological process: regulation of DNA-templated transcription. Lineage: Eukaryota; Viridiplantae; Streptophyta; Magnoliopsida; Lamiales; Lamiaceae. The record is from RefSeq and is a predicted model, not a curated record. Gene Ontology annotation, molecular function: double-stranded DNA binding.